AUGAUCCUUAUUAAUUUAUUACUUAUUGCAUUGAUUGCUGGCAUGAAUUUUUUGACGUAUCGUGGUGGUCGGUCACCAUGUGGAUCAGUUGGUUGUUACGAUCCGAACACACAAGGUUGUUCAGGCGGUGGUUCUACCAUCCAAUGUAUUAAUUCUUGUAAUGGUAUAUGUUAUUCAAACUUACAAGAUUGCUAUAACAAUACAAAAAUUAUUAUUCCGUCUGUAUUAAACAAUCAAAAAGUCAAUGUCAGCGAAUCGGAACGAAAAUGUUACGAUAAUACCACACAGGUCUGUUUUAGUGAAAAUAGUACAAUAUGUCCUAUUGGUAAUCAACUCUGCUCUGAUAUCUGUUAUAAUCCACAAUCACAAUAUUGUAUUGGUGGUAAUAAUACUAUCUUUUGUUUAACAAAUCCAUCAUCAUCAGAUUGUCGUACGACAACGAUACCAGUGUUUUCGAACUCUACCAGUACCAUAAGUCCAUCAACAACAGUUCCAACAACUUCUGCUAGUUGCUGUGCAAUUCAAAAUUGUACACUGGAUGCUGAUUGUUGUCAAUCACGUUCUCAUGAAUGCCUAUGUUUAUGGCUCAUGUGUCAAUUCUAA
This is a messenger RNA of Adineta ricciae, 603 nucleotides long. The record is from the annotation of a GenBank genome assembly. Lineage: Eukaryota; Metazoa; Rotifera; Eurotatoria; Adinetida; Adinetidae.